GGGCGGCGCUGCGCUGCGCCGCGCUGCGCUCCAGCCCGGACCGGGCCGGGGCCGCUGGAUGCCGCGUCUCCGCUUCUGCUGCCUGCCGGGCGGGCUCCGGCGGCCGGUCUCCAGAGCAGCAGAGCUGUUCUUGUUCCUUCAAACCAGAGGUCUGUCUCCAGCCGGACACUCCUGACCUGAAGUGGAUGCCACAGACUGGAACUAGAUCAUCCAUGUGAGCUGGGUCCUGUUGGUGGCUCUGGGCCCCAGGCCUUGUCCCAGGCCACUCCUGAGUGUGCAGCAAGGUGGGGCGCAAGGGCCCUGUACUAAGCACCUGUGAUCCCCUGGGGGUGCUGCCCCCUGCCCAAGCAGUACCCCACCAUGUUUAACCUCAUGAAGAAAGACAAGGACAAAGAUGGUGGGCGGAAAGAGAAGAAGGAGAAGAAGGAGAAGAAGGAGCGGAUGUCGGCAGCGGAGCUGCGGAGUCUGGAGGAGAUGAGCCUGCGGCGCGGCUUCUUCAAUCUGAACCGCUCCUCAAAGCGCGAAUCCAAGACACGCCUGGAAAUCUCCAACCCCAUCCCCAUCAAGGUGGCCAGCAGCUCCGACCUGCACCUGACUGACAUUGACUCCGACAGCAACAGGGGCAGCGUCAUCCUGGACUCGGGCCACCUGAGUACCGCCAGCUCCAGCGAUGACCUCAAGGGUGAGGAGGGCAGCUUCCGCGGCUCCGUGCUGCAGCGGGCCGCCAAGUUUGGCUCCCUGGCCAAGCAGAACUCCCAGAUGAUUGUCAAACGCUUCUCUUUCUCCCAGCGGAGCCGGGAUGAGAGCGCCUCUGAAACCUCCACCCCUUCUGAGCACUCUGCAGCCCCCUCCCCACAGGUGGAGGUGAGGACUCUGGAGGGACAGCUGGCACAGCAUCCUGGUUCAGGCAUCCCGAGGCCUGGACCCCGGUCCCGAGGCCCUGAGCUUGUGACUAAGAGGUUCCCUGCUGACCUGCGCUUGCCCCCCGUGGCACACCUGCCACCACCUGCCCUCCGGGAGCUGGAGCUGCAAAGGAGGCCCACUGGUGACUUUGGCUUCUCCCUGCGACGCACCACCAUGCUGGAUCGGGGCCCCGAGGGCCAGGUCUACCGAAGGGUGGUACACUUUGCUGAGCCAGGCGCGGGCACCAAGGACCUGGCCCUGGGGUUGGUGCCGGGUGAUCGUCUGGUGGAGAUUAAUGGGCACAACGUGGAGAGCAAGUCCAGGGAUGAGAUCGUGGAGAUGAUCCGGCAGUCUGGGGACAGCGUGCGGCUCAAGGUGCAACCCAUUCCAGAGCUCAGCGAGCUGAGCCGGAGCUGGCUGCGGAGUGGUGAAGGACCCCGCAGGGAGCUGGCCAAUGUUAAAGAGGAAGACAAAACUCUGCUGAAGCCUGGCCCUCCUGGCAAGGAGGAAGGGGCUCCAGAGGGCAGCUCAAAGGACAGCAGUGGCCCAUCUAGGAGUCCUCAGCCUCCCACCAGCCCUGUACCCUCAGAGACCUCCCAGAGAGCCAAGAGCCCUGCACCCACACUCGCCAUGAAUGGCCCAGAGGCUGCCUCAGCAGAAAGCCCAAGUGAGGAGGCCCAAGGCCUGUCCCGGAAGAGAGUGGCAAAUGCAGUUAGGAAGGUGGUGAGCAAGGUGCUGCCUGGCGAGGAGCCUGGGAGUGCCAAGGAGCCUUCAAGCAGAGGGGUCAGAUCCCCUGAGCACCCAGCUAGAGGCAAGAGGGGAGAAAAGGCAGUGCCUGGACCCAAGCCACCACCUCCUCCGCCUCCCCCUGCCCCACCUAAGCCUGAAUCAAAGAAGGAGGCAGCCAAAGAUGAGCUCUCUGUGGGACUGCGGAGCCUGAUGUCUCGGGGCAGGAGCAAGGACCACAAGGCCCGUGGCAGGCAGUCUCCUGGGAAGGGAGAGAAGCCCUCCAGCCAGGAGCCAGGCCCCUCAGGGAAGCCAGGCUCCCCAGCCAAGCCUGAAACCCCAGAGAAGCAGUGUUCCCCGGCCCCACCGGAAGAGCUGGCAGCCCCAGGUUCUGCUGGCCUGAAGUCAACCCUCACUGGAUUACAGCAGCCCAAGUCACCAGCCUCUGACGUGCAGCAGGAGGCAGGAGCCAUUCCUGAGGUCCGGCUGACCCCUGCAGAGGAGGCCCAGCAGCGGCUCGAGAGGAUCUUCACAGCUUCUCUGGACCCUGAGGCCACCUCUCCUGCCCACAGCCAGGUAGGGUGCUCCUGUCCCCCUCUGGAGCCCUCCGCUUCCUCUGGUGACUACCCUCCACGCCUGGCCUAUACCUGGGCUGGCGUCUGUGCUCGGGCCUCGUGCUGGAGUGUGAAGACAGAAGAACAGAUUGCAGCUGAGGAGGCCUGGUAUGAGACAGAGAAGGUGUGGCUGGUCCAUAAGGAUGGCUUCUCACUGGGCAGUCAGCUCAAAUCCGAGGAGCUCAGCUUGCCAGAAGGGAAGGUGCGUGUGAAGCUAGACCAUGAUGGCGCCAUCUUGGAUGUGGAUGAGGAUGAUGUGGAGAAGGCUAAUGCUCCCUCCUGCGACCGUCUAGAAGAUCUGGCUUCGCUGGUAUACCUCAACGAGUCCAGUGUCCUUCACACACUGCGCCAGCGCUAUGGUGCUAGCCUGCUACACACGUACGCUGGCCCCAGCCUGCUCGUCCUCAGCCCCCGUGGGGCCCCUGCUGUGUACUCUGAGAAGGUGAUGCACAUGUUCAAGGGGUGUCGGCGGGAGGACAUGGCACCCCACAUCUAUGCCGUGGCCCAGACCGCAUACAGGGCAAUGCUGAUGAGCCGCCAGGACCAGUCUGUCAUCCUCCUGGGCAGCAGCGGCAGUGGCAAGACCACCAGCUGCCAGCAUCUGGUGCAGUACCUGGCUACCAUCGCAGGCACCAGUGGGAACAAGGUGUUUUCUGUUGAGAAGUGGCAGGCUCUGUACAGCCUUCUGGAAGCCUUUGGGAACAGCCCCACCAUCAUGAAUGGCAACGCCACCCGCUUCUCCCAGAUUCUCUCCCUGGACUUUGACCAAGCCGGCCAGGUGGCCUCAGCCUCCAUCCAGACAAUGCUUCUGGAGAAGCUGCGCGUGGCUCGACGCCCAGCCAGUGAGGCCACGUUCAAUGUCUUCUACUACCUGCUGGCCUGUGCGGAUGGCACGCUCAGGACAGAGCUCCACUUGAACCACUUGGCAGAGAACAAUGUGUUUGGGAUUGUGCCACUGGCCAAGCCUGAGGAGAAGCAGAAGGCAGCUCAGCAGUUCAGUAAGCUCCAGACCGCCAUGAAGGUGUUGGGCAUCUCCCCAGAUGAACAGAAAGCCUGCUGGCUCAUCCUGGCUGCCAUCUACCACUUAGGGGCUGCAGGUGCCACCAAAGAGGCCCCUGAGGAGCAAGCGGAAGCUGCUGAAGCUGGACGCAAGCAGUUUGCCCGCCACGAGUGGGCCCAGAAGGCCGCGUACCUGUUGGGCUGCAGCCUGGAAGAGUUGUCCUCAGCCAUUUUCAAGCAUCAGCACAAGGGUUGCACCCUGCAGCGCUCCACCUCCUUCCGCCAGGGCCCUGAGGAGAGCAGCCUGGGAGAUGGCACAGGCCCCAAACUGACUGCGCUGGAGUGCUUAGAGGGCAUGGCGUCUGGCCUCUACAGUGAGCUCUUCACCCUUCUCGUCUCCCUGGUGAACAGGGCUCUCAAGUCCAGCCAGCACUCACUCUGCUCUAUGAUGAUUGUGGACACUCCGGGCUUCCAGAACCCUGAACAGGGUGGGUCGGCCCGCGGAGCCUCCUUUGAGGAGCUGUGCCACAACUACGCCCAGGACCGGCUGCAGAGACUCUUCCACGAGCGCACCUUUGUGCAGGAGUUAGAAAGAUACAAGGAGGAGAACAUUGAGCUGGCGUUUGACGACUUGGAGCCAGCCACGGAUGAUUCUGUGGCAGCUGUGGACCAAGCCUCCCAUCAGUCCCUGGUCCGCUCACUGGCACGCACCGAUGAGGCAAGGGGCCUACUAUGGCUAUUGGAAGAGGAGGCACUAGUGCCAGGGGCCACUGAGGAUGCCCUCCUGGAGCGCCUUUUCUCCUACUAUGGCCCUCAGGAAGGUGACAAAAAAGGCCAAAGACCCCUCCUACGCAGCAGCAAACCACACCAUUUUCUCCUGGGCCACAGUCACGGCACCAACUGGGUUGAGUACAAUGUAUCUGGCUGGCUGAGCUACACCAAACAGAACCCGGCCACCCAGAAUGCCCCCCGGCUCCUGCAGGACUCCCAGAAGAAAAUCAUUAGCAACCUGUUUCUGGGCCGGGCAGGCGGCACCACAGUGCUGUCAGGCUCCAUCGCAGGCUUGGAGGGUGGCUCACAGCUGGCGCUGCGCCGGGCCACCAGCAUGCGGAAGACCUUCACCACGGGCAUGGCGGCUGUCAAGAAGAAGUCACUGUGCAUCCAAAUUAAGCUGCAGGUGGACGCCCUCAUUGACACCAUCAAGAAGUCAAAGCUGCACUUCGUGCACUGCUUCCUGCCUGUAGCAGAGGGCUGGGCCGGGGAGCCCCGGUCUGCAUCCUCCCGCCGAGUCAGCAGCAGCAGUGAGCUGGACCUGCCCUCAGGAGACCACUGUGAGGCUGGGCUCCUGCAGCUGGACGUGCCUCUACUGCGUGCCCAGCUCCGUGGCUCUCGCCUGCUUGAUGCCAUGCGCAUGUACCGCCAAGGUUACCCAGACCACAUGGUGUUUUCCGAGUUCCGUCGCCGCUUCGACGUCCUGGCCCCACACCUGACCAAGAAGCAUGGGCGCAACUACAUUGUGAUGGAUGAAAGGCGGGCAGUGGAGGAGCUGCUGGAGUCCUUGGAUCUGGAGAAGAGCAGCUGCUGCAUGGGCCUGAGCCGGGUGUUCUUCCGGGCCGGCACAUUGGCCCGGCUAGAGGAGCAGCGGGAUGAACAAACCAGCAGGAACCUAACCCUGUUCCAGGCAGCCUGCAGAGGCUACCUGGCCCGCCAGCACUUCAAGAAGAAAAAGAUCCAGGACCUGGCCAUUCGCUGUGUGCAGAAGAACAUCAAAAAGAACAAAGGGGUGAAGGACUGGGCCUGGUGGAAACUCUUUACCACCGUGCGGCCCCUCAUCGAGGUACAGCUGUCUGAGGAGCAGAUCCGGAGCAAAGACGAGGAGAUCCAGCAGCUACGGAGCAAGCUUGAGAAGGUGGAGAAGGAGCGGAACGAGCUUCGCCUCAGCAAUGACCGGCUGGAAACCCGGAUCUCAGAGCUGACAUCGGAGCUGACUGAUGAACGUAACACGGGAGAGUCCGCCUCCCAGCUGCUGGACGCAGAGGCCGCGGAGAGGCUCCGAGCCGAGAAGGAGAUGAAAGAGCUGCAGACCCAGUACGAUGCACUGAAGAAGCAGAUGGAGGUGAUGGAGAUGGAGGUGAUGGAGGCCCGCCUCAUCCGGGCAGCUGAGAUCAACGGGGAGGUGGAUGAUGAUGACACAGGUGGUGAGUGGCGCCUGAAGUACGAGCGAGCCAUGCGGGAGGUGGACUUCACCAAGAAGCGGCUCCAGCAGGAGUUUGAAGACAAGCUGGAGGUGGAGCAGCAGAACAAGAGGCAGCUGGAGAGGCGGCUUGGGGACCUGCAGGCAGACAUCGAUGAGAGCCAGCGGGCCCUGCAGCAGCUCAAGAAGAAAUGCCAGCGGCUAACGGCAGAGCUGCAGGACACCAAGCUGCACCUGGAGGGCCAGCAGGUCCGCAACCACGAGCUGGAGAAGAAGCAGAGGAGGUUUGACAGCGAGCUCUCACAGGCGCAUGAGGAGGCCCAACGGGAGAAGCUGCAGCGGGAGAAGCUGCAGCGGGAGAAGGACACGCUCCUUGCUGAGGCCUUCAGCCUGAAGCAGCAACUGGAAGAAAAAGACAUGGACAUUGCCGGAUUCACCCAGAAGGUUGUCUCGCUGGAGGCUGAGCUCCAAGACAUUUCUUCCCAAGAGUCUAAGGAUGAGGCCUCUCUAGCCAAGGUCAAGAAACAGCUUCGAGACCUGGAGGCCAAAGUGAAGGAUCAGGAAGAGGAGCUGGAUGAGCAGGCGGGGACCAUUCAGAUGCUGGAGCAGGCCAAGCUACGUCUAGAGAUGGAGAUGGAGAGGAUGAGGCAGACCCAUUCCAAGGAGGUGGAAAGUCGGGAUGAGGAGGUGGAGGAGGCUCGGCAGUCAUGUCAGAAGAAGUUGAAACAAAUGGAAGUGCAGCUUGAGGAGGAGUACGAGGAUAAGCAGAAGGUGCUGCGAGAGAAGCGGGAACUGGAAAGCAAACUUACCACGCUGAGCGAACAGGUGAGCCAGCGGGACCUGGAGUCUGAGAAGCGGCUCCGGAAAGACCUGAAGCGUACCAAGGCCCUGCUGGCAGACGCCCAGAUCAUGCUGGAUCACCUGAAGAACAAUGCACCCAGCAAGAGGGAGAUCGCCCAGCUGAAGAACCAGCUGGAGGAGUCAGAGUUCACCUGUGCAGCAGCCGUGAAAGCACGGAAAGCAAUGGAGGUGGAGAUGGAAGACCUGCACCUGCAGAUUGAUGACAUUGCCAAAGCCAAGACAGCGCUGGAGGAGCAGCUGAGCCGUCUUCAGCGUGAGAAGAAUGAGAUCCAAAGCCGGCUGGAAGAGGAUCAGGAGGACAUGAAUGAGCUGAUGAAGAAGCACAAGGCAGCUGUGGCUCAGGCCUCGCGGGACUUAGCGCAGAUGAAUGAUCUCCAGGCUCAGCUAGAAGAAGCCAAUAAGGAGAAGCAAGAGCUGCAGGAGAAGCUCCAAGCCCUCCAGAGCCAAGUGGAGUUCCUGGAGCAGUCCAUGGUGGACAAGUCCCUGGUGAGCAGGCAGGAAGCUAAGAUCCGGGAGCUGGAGACCCGCCUGGAGUUCGAAAGGACCCAAGUGAAGAGGCUGGAGAGCCUGGCCAGCCGGCUCAAGGAAAACAUGGAGAAGCUGACGGAGGAGCGGGAUCAGCGCACUGCAGCUGAGAACCGGGAGAAGGAGCAGAACAAGAGGCUACAGCGGCAGCUUCGGGACACCAAGGAGGAGAUGGGCGAGCUUGCCAGGAAGGAGGCUGAGGCAAGCCGCAAGAAGCAUGAACUGGAGAUGGAUCUGGAAAGCCUGGAGGCUGCUAACCAGAGCCUACAGGCCGAUCUAAAACUGGCAUUCAAGCGCAUUGGGGACCUGCAGGCUGCCAUCGAGGAUGAAAUGGAGAGCGAUGAGAAUGAGGACCUCAUCACCAGUUUGCAGGACAUGGUGACAAAGUAUCAGAAAAGAAAGAAUAAACCCGAGGGGGACUCAGAUGUGGACUCAGAGCUGGAGGACCGCGUCGACGGAGUCAAGUCAUGGUUGUCCAAAAACAAGGGGCCUUCCAAGGCAGCUUCCGAUGAUGGCAGCUUAAAGAGUUCCAGGACGGCCCUCAACACCUCUGGGAAAGAGGGCAAGGGGGUGGAGGAGAGGCCGGCCUCAGCACUGAGCUCCCUGAGCUACCGGAAACGGCUCACCCUGAAGGACUCCAUCGGGGGCACCGGGGACGAGGACUCGCUCUUCACCACCCUGAGCGAGCGGGCGGCCUCCCCCGAGAGGCCCCCCCGGAAGACCUGCCCGGGGCCCAGGGAUGAGCUGGAUGAACGCGGCUCCACCCUCUCCGAGGCCCCCAGCCGCCGCACUGGCCGGGGGCUGGAGAAGAGGUGGGGCUCAGACUUUGACCGGGCCUCCACCGUCUCUGCCCCCACCAGCCGGGCCUCUUCGGCCACCCGGCGUGGCUCCCGGGGCUCUGGUGAGGACGGGGCCCGCUCCUCCAUGAGCUUCUCGCUCUCGGGCUCCCCCAGUUCCCGGCGCAGCACCUCCCGGCUUGAUACCCUGUCCGUGUCCAGGACCCUCAGCCCCUCCUUGAGCCGGGCCUCAGGCCUAGGCCGGGACAGCCCUGAUUCCCACCUGUCCCUGGGCCAGAGCUGCCUGGAUGCGUGGGAUGACACGGCCAGCGUGGCCUUGAGCGAGGCCCACUCCCAGUACAGCCACCCGUCACUGGCCCGCAGUCUGUCGGUGCCUCCGCGGCCCCGCAUCUCAGCCUCUGUCACCGAUGAGCCUCUAGGCUCUGGCAUCCGCCCUGCCAGCCGUCGCUCCUACCUGGACCCAGACCUGGAGGCCGCCAUCAACGAAGUCUUGAGCUACAAACCCGUCCCGUUCCAGAGGAGCAGCCUGGAGCCCGACUCUGAGGAGGACGACCGCAAGAGCAUCCAAAGCGUCCGCAGCGUCCAGCUGGACCUCCCAGCGCAGGCCACCAGCAUCCGCCGCUCGGCCUCUGCCGCUGACGUGUCCCGGGCCCAGGGCGGCCGCAAGGGCCGCAGCAGGAGGAGGAGCAGCUCCAGCUCCAGCUCCAGCUCCGAGGAUUCCUCGGAGCACAAGCGGCGGAAGAAGGGGCGCUCUCGAAAGAGCAAGAAGAAGUCCAAAUCGAGAAGAAAGAGAACAGAGACAGAGUCAGAGUCCUCAUCAACAUCCAGUGGCUCUACCGUGUCAGGCCACAGCCGCUCAAGCGUGAAGAAGGGCCCAGCUGUGGAAGAGGAGGAGGCCGGGCAGGCACGCCGGCAAUCUCGGAAGGAGGAGAAGAAGCGCAAGAAGGAGGUGGACAGCCUGAUGAUGCGGUACCUGUACCGACCUGAGAGCGACUAGUGCACCCUACCAGCUACUGGAAGUCCCUUGCCCCUGACCGGUCAGAUGAUGAGCACGACCCUCUGGACAGCACCUCCAGGCUGCGAUACUCCCAUAACUAUCUGAGUGACAGCGACACAGAGGCCAAACCAACAGAGACC
This is a messenger RNA of Canis lupus familiaris (dog), 8756 nucleotides long. It is a transcript of the gene MYO18A, whose product is annotated as myosin XVIIIA. The transcript has 49 exons. Gene Ontology annotation, cellular component: myosin complex. Gene Ontology annotation, molecular function: cytoskeletal motor activity; protein binding; ATP binding. Lineage: Eukaryota; Metazoa; Chordata; Mammalia; Carnivora; Canidae. The record is from RefSeq and is a predicted model, not a curated record. The coding region runs from base 361 to 8616 and encodes 2751 amino acids.